AUCAUUAUUCCCAAAAUAUUACAUUUCAGUCCAGAAUAUAAGCCACUGUGUCAGUCUAUCCCCAAUAAUUCAUCAUGUGUCAGCACAUAUAUCAUGUUUCGAACGUGCCAAUCCAAAUAUCUCUUCGAUUUGAUCUCCGCAACACACUUGAUGACAUGUUUGUUUCGUUUAGAACCGGUGCGGUGGCGAUGACGAGCCUCCACUUGACGGGAAAGGAAAUGGAUAAGGCCUCGUAAAAACUGUCUACCGCAGCUAUCGCUUUGCCUACUUAUCCCGAAAAAAAAAGCUGAUUAAUUCACGUUUUGAUCAAAGUUUCUAUUCUUCGAAAUGGGAUCGGAAUCGGAGACCGCCGUCGAACAGCUUUAGUCAAAGGAAUGUGUUUUAGGGGUUUGAUAUGGUGAUACCAAAGCUUUCCACCGUCCAAAAGGCUAAUUAAAACCAUACAACCGAAAAUUAGAACGAUCUAACCUGAUCGUGUUAACGACCGCACAAUAGCUCAGGUUAUGCUAAUGAGAGCAGCCUCCCACUUGUAUUGUCCACCGAGCGAGCUAUUCUUGGCCGAGAGAAACCCUUUUCGGAUAGAAAGCGGUCAAUUUGCAAACAUGCGUACCAGUUGCGAAAAGCCACCCUCCAAGGUCAGGUCGGAAUUCGGAACAGCUAGCAGAUGGCCCCGUGGACUUUGGCGGUUGUUAUCCUGGCAGUUGGUGUUUUACGUAGAACAGUGGACUGCGGUGUACACCAUGAUCGGUGUGUUGAUCUGGACGGAUUCGUUGGACGGUGUGUAAAAUUGUCCAAAUGUGAACCUAUGGCCGAUAUUUGGCGGACUCGGGUUAGAACGAUUAGGCAAAGUGAACGCUUGGCGGAUAGUUUGUGUGGAGGAUAUCGAAGGAAUCCUUUGGUCUGCUGUAUUGACGAUCGCGAGAGUUCUCUGGGCGGUAAUGUGAUAAGUUUUGCGAAACCACCAUGGAGUACAUCUACCAUCAAGGUUCCCAAGUUGAGCACUACUCGCAGAACGUGGGGUAAUUGGAGUUCAACAACAACGGCAAGGACGAAAUCGACAACGAAGUCAACUAGGGCGACCAAGUCAACUAGCAGAACUACUACUUCAAAGAUCGUUGAGGACGAUGAUGAAACUGCAGCUCAACAGAUUACGUUAACCGAGUUCCCGUGGUCUGCCCUGAUUCAGUAUCGGAAGUUAGCUGGCAUCUACGGAUUUCACUGCGGUGGAACCCUAAUCAACGAACGCUACGUAGUGACGGCAGCGCACUGCGUGAAGGCCGUUCCUCGAAAUUGGGAAAUAUCCCUUGUACGGUUGGGAGAGUUCGACAUCAAGAAUUCAGGAGCCGACUGCGAUGCAGAUCAGUGCAGCAGCCCUCCCGUGGAUAUCGAGGUGGAGCAUAUAGUUGUGCACGAAGAGUACGUCACUCGUCUGUUGAGUCAGUACCACGAUAUAGCGCUGAUCAGAUUGGUAACCGACGUUCGCCCAACGAACUUCAUCCGACCAAUUCAGUUGCCAUCUCCAGACAUUGAAGGUCUGUUGUUCACUACCCUUACAACGGCCGUCUCAGCGGGUUGGGGUCGAACGAAAACAGGAUCAGCCAGCACGUUGAAAAUGAAGGUCCUGCUCAACUUGGAGACACUCAGCUACUGUGCCGAGUCGUACAAAUCGUCCGGAAUCAAGCUGAGGGAUGGGCAGCUGUGUGCCAGCGAGUGGCGUGGAACCGGAGUGUGCAGUUGUGACUCCGGAGGACCGCUGAUGGUACAAACGGGUGGACAGUUCUAUCUGAUUGGGAUUGUGAGUCUCGGGCCUGCCAAGUGCGGGUUGAAAAAUGCUCCCGGAGUGUAUACCAGUGUCGUUAGGUACACCGAGUGGAUUCGGAGGAAUAUUUAUUAGGAUGGUGUAUGUUGGUGGAAUUUAUUUAUGUUUAGGAUCCAUUAGAAAUAAUACAUUUGAUAUUCGUGUACAAACAUUGCACGAGUUGCAAUGGACGCAAUAAUUUACACUUAAGCAUGUCAUCAUUGAUACUCACACAAUAUCUAUAACGAGUUUAACCUUCCGUAACUCGCGUGGUUGACCACCACCGCCAGCACUACGCUGAUGCUGAACUCAAAAUGCGAGAUUUUUUCAACGUGUUGUACAAAAUACAACCACGUGAUUGCUCGGGGGUUUAAGUGCUUCAGGGAUUAUGCUGACUCAUCUGGAUAUCUGGGGAAGGAACUGUUCUUAGGUAGAACGUUUCAAUUCCCCAUCGUCGACAUUACUCAUUAUUUCUAAUAUUAAGCUUGCUUAUUUUUGUAUGAUUAUUGUUUUUAUUUCUAGCAGAUAACAAACAGAAAUGUAUUGAUAGCCGAUUGAAUAAUAAACUGACGGAAAAACUCUCAUUUGGAAUUGCAACGUUGAACGGGAUGUUGUUUCUUCAUCGUUUAUUAUUGUUUUAAUUCUCAAUCACAAUUACGUUAGGGUGGCCCUAUAAAAUGCGGUAGAAUUCUUUGUAUCCAAAUAAAAAAACACCGUCGUGCAGAAACGGG
Aedes albopictus (Asian tiger mosquito) is the source of this 2529-nucleotide messenger RNA. Its product is annotated as CLIP domain-containing serine protease B4-like. Lineage: Eukaryota; Metazoa; Arthropoda; Insecta; Diptera; Culicidae. The transcript has 4 exons. The record is from RefSeq and is a predicted model, not a curated record. Gene Ontology annotation, molecular function: serine-type endopeptidase activity. Bases 665 to 1894 code for a protein of 409 amino acids. Gene Ontology annotation, biological process: proteolysis.